Molecule: messenger RNA, 2964 nt
Organism: Neospora caninum
Lineage: Eukaryota; Apicomplexa; Conoidasida; Eucoccidiorida; Sarcocystidae
Exons: 14
Coding region: 1-2964 (987 amino acids)
Molecular function (GO): protein binding
Source: RefSeq, a predicted model, not a curated record
AUGAAUGAGCCUGGUCUCUCUCGAUCGGGCGUCACCAGGCCGGAACCGCCGCACAGUUGCCGUGGUCCUCCGUCUUCAGCUUCUUCGCAUCCCUCUCUCUGCAGUUCGUCCUCGCCUGGUUUUUCUUCCCCGUCUCCCGCGACCUCCCGGCCUGCAGUGCAGGGAAACGGCGUCGUCGCGCACCUACCAGCCGAGACAUCUUCUCCGCACAGUCUCCCCUCGCUGGAAACAAACGCUGUGCACCCGCCGUCUUCGCCGUCUCCUUACCCUCCUACGUCUUGCAGCCAAGUCCCUCGACCUGUACCUCACCCCCACCGUGGACAGGGCAGGGAGGGCGGCGCUGCAUGCAAUCAUGACGCCAAUGUAGUCAGUGACGUGUGCGCGUCGAUCCCCGAAAACGCGUUUCUUCGCCAGUUCCUCACGUCUUCGGGGACCUUCCCAUCCGCCGCGGAAAUCCUCAAAAAGGCAGCCUUCUUCAACUCGGGGAACCGACCCCACGACGCUCUUCUUCUCUACAACGCCGGACUCAAGGUGUAUGCGGAUGACGCAAACCUGUGGAACUGCAAAGGCGUCGCCCUCAGAGCUCUCGGGCGCGUGCACGAGGCGCUCGAGUGCUGCCGAGAGGCACUACGUCUCGACCCUCGAAACACGAAUGCUCUAAACAACAUUGGCGUCGCUUUGAAGGAAAGAGGCGAACUUCUCCAAGCUGUCGAGCACUAUCGCGCGUCGCUGGCAGCGAAUCCACACCAACCAACAUGUCGCAUGAACUUGGCCGUUGCCCUCACCGAUCUGGGCACGAAGCUGAAGCAGGAGAAAAAGCUCCAGGCGGCUCUCGUCUGCUACACAGAGGCGUUGACGGCGGACCCGACGUACGCGCCGUGCUACUACAACCUCGGCGUCAUCCACGCCGAGACCGAUGACCCACACACAGCUCUGCAGAUGUACCGCGAGGCGGUGCGUAUCAAUCCCCGCUAUGUCGAGGCGUACAACAAUAUGGGCGCUGUGUGCAAAAACCUAGGCAAGCUGGAAGAUGCUAUCGCGUUUUAUGAGAAGGCUCUCGCGUGCAACCCGAACUACCAGCUGAGUCUAAGCAACAUGGCUGUCGCUCUCACCGACCUUGGAACGCAACAGAAGACCUUUGAAGGCGCGAAGAAAGCCAUCUCUCUCUACAAAAAGGCGUUAAUCUACAAUCCGUAUUAUUCGGACGCGUACUACAAUCUGGGCGUCGCUUACGCCGACUCGCACAAGUUCGACAAAGCCCUGGUGAACUACCAGCUGGCCGUCGCCUUCAACCCUCGAUGCGCAGAGGCGUACAACAACAUGGGUGUCAUCCACAAGGACAGAGAAAACACGGACCAGGCGAUUGUUUGCUACAAUAAGGCUCUGGAAAUCAAUCCGGACUUCUCGCAAACCCUGAACAACCUCGGUGUUCUCUACACGUGCACCGGAAAGAUUGGCGAGGCGUUGCAGUUCGCCAAGCGUGCCAUCGAAGUCAAUCCGAGCUACGCGGAGGCGUACAACAACCUGGGCGUUUUGUACCGCGACCAAGGCGACAUCGAGGACUCUGUGAAAGCGUAUGACAAAUGUUUGGUUCUUGACCCAAACUCGCCCAACGCCUUCCACAACAAGCUGCUUGCCUUGAACUACUUGGAGGAUUUGCCCGACAACGAGAUCUUCCGGGUUUCAGAAAAGUGGGGCGGCCAGCUCCUCUCUGCGCGGACGCCGUACACUUCUUGGCUGUGUCCACACAUCAGCAUAUCGCCUGCGCCUUCCUCGCUUGCUCCGUCCUCACUUUCUCCUUCCGCGUCGCCUUCUCUGUCUUCGCCUCCUUUGUCUUCCGCGUCGAUUGCCUCGAGAGUCAUCCGCGUCGGCUACAUAGGUCCGGACUUCUUUACUCACUCUGUUUCGUAUUUCAUUCAUGCCCCGCUGGUCUACCACGACAAGUCAAAGUUCCACAUAACUGUCUACGCCAACGUUAUCCGGGAAGACGAGAAGACGCAGAUGUUCAAAGCGCUUCCACAUUGCUGGCGCUCCAUCGUGGGCAUGCACGAACGCGACGUCGCGCACCUGAUUCGAGAAGACAAAAUCGACAUCCUGGUCGAGCUCGCCGGCCACACUGCACACAACCGCCUCGACGUGAUGGCCUGGAAGCCUGCACCGAUCCAAAUCAGCUGGAUUGGCUACCCAAACACAACGGGUCUCAAGACGAUCGACUUCCGGAUAACUGACGCUGUUGCCGACCCCGCGGACACAACGCAGUUGUAUGUCGAAGAGUUGGUUCGCCUGCCAAACUGCUUCAUCUGCUACCAUCCCCCUCCGGACUUCCCCAAAGACGUCCCCGCGAAACCGCCCCCCGUCGUCGAACACGGCGUCAUCACUUUCGGAUCUUUCAACAACCUCGCCAAGCUCGGCAAACAGGUUAUCGAGCUGUGGAGUCGCAUCUUGAAAGCCGUCCCAACUAGCCGGUUGCUGCUGAAAGCUCGGCCGUUUGCAAAUGAGGAAAUGCAGCGAAAAUUCAAGGCGAAAUUUGAAGCCCAUGGAGUCUCGGGAGAUCGCAUCGACGCCAUGGCUCUUGUUCCGGCGUGCAUGGAUCACUUAAUGGUGUAUUCACUGGUCGACAUCGCCCUCGAUUCCUUUCCGUACGCGGGGACUACCACGACGUGCGAGGCUCUGGUCAUGGGCGUUCCAGUCGUCUCUCUUCGUCGGAAAAAUAUUCACGCGCACAACGUGGGGGCGACUCUGCUAGCCCACUACGGACUUCCUGAGCUUGUCGCUGACACUCCUGAGCAGUACGUCCGUCUAGCUGUCGAGCUCGCAGGGGAUGUCGAGCGACUGAAACAGUAUCGCCAGAGCAUCCGCGCGGCUGUUUUGGAGAAGGCGUCUCAGCCGCAUGCGGAGAGGUUCUCUCGCGACUUGGAAGAACUUUAUCGCCAGCUCAUAGCUCGCCAGCGACCGGAAAAAUGA